AUGGAGGUGCACACCCACCCACCAGCCGACCCAAGAGCUGCGCGCGCACUCCCCACUGUUCCUGGCACCGAUGGGCAGCGGCGCGUCUCGGUCGGCAACGUAGACGGCGCAGCUAGGCGAUUCGGACCUCGCGCUCUCCCGUCCCCACCAGGCAAGUCGCCUCCGCCCACGUUCCAAUCGCCCCCAUCAAUCGCUCAGGCGUCUCCUCCUCCAGCAACACUCUCGUCUCCUCUGCCAGCAACGCUGUCGUCUCCCCCGCCUGCAGCGGUGUCACCAGUCGCCUUGCCCCCUGGCCCAGCAGCUUUCACCACACCCCCACCCGGCCAAUACGCGCCGAGCCCGUAUGCCCCACCACAACAUGUUGUCCAGCCGUCUCCCCCGGCUCCAGCCCCGACACACGACCCGUCAUACGCACCUGGAGCGCGUCGCUCAGAUCUCAAGGAGCGCAUCGCCAGCGCUAUUGGCAAUGUCCAGCAGGCAAGCUCGACACUCCCGGGUUCGCCCCCUCCGACGACAUACUACCCGUCACUGAGCCCUCCUCAAUCCCCGCCUGCCCAUGGUGUCGACGGCCUCGCGUUCUCUGGCUUGAGUAUCGGCGGCCCGACGGAUGGGCUUGCUCCUCCCAAUGCCCCGUUCGCGCACCAGCGCGUCCCGUCUCCGCUGCCGGACGUCCAAACAAUGUACCACAGCAACAUCCCUCACCCACCCCCGGCGAUUUGGAACGUGUCGACCGCGCCGCUUGUCGCGCCACAGGCGACAGCGCCGCCUUCACGAUUCGACGAUGUUCUGACCCCUCCGCCAGCUCAGCCUUCAGAGCCGGCGCCACCUGUCCAGACCUAUGCUCCGACGCAGACACAGCCUGGAGCGUACUCGUCGCACCACCAGGCGGUGGACGUAUACGGUGCGGCCGCCGCUGCCAGAUCGUACUUUCCGCAAGCUACCCAGCCGGGAGUACCGCAGCAACAGCAGCAGCAGCAGCAGUACUCUGCCAUGGUUGCAUCGCACCUGCCCACACCGCCGGACUCCGCUGGCAUGCCGCCACAGCAGGGUGCAGCGCCGGUCAACCUCCCGACGUCGCCAGCUGCGUAUCCCGCAGCUCCCCCUCCGACCUCAGUGUCGGAAGUGCCCCCGCAGGCGAGCGUAUUUGCCUACCAGGCAACACCUGUCGCCCAGCAGCCAGCAGGAGCGGUCCAGCAGCCGGGAGCUACAGCCCCCGUCGCUGCAGCACCGGCAGGAUACGCUCCUGCUACAGCAAUCCCAGGCCAACCCUCGUUCCUCGCACCACCGGCGGCACCGGCACCAGCUGGCGCUGCUCCAGCAGCACCCGGCGUGGCAUCUGGGCACUACAACGCCAACCUGCCGCACAACCGCUCGCUCCCAGUUAUUCCUCGCGUCGACCCUCAACUCGCGAUUCUGCCACAUUGCAUUGUGAACGACAGUAUGACGCUGGCGCUCAAAGACAACAUCUUCUUCAAAGUCGCCGACCCCACCGCUCGAGACGUCAAUGGCAACGUAGUGUUCAAGUUUUCCAACAAGAAGGCGGCGUCAAAGGUCAUGAUCAUGCACGACAUCAACGACAAUGUGCUCUACAUGUUUGACCAGGCGACGUCGAGGGGGCUGAACAAGGCUGUCAUUAGGAGUGGGCAGGGUCAGGACUUGAUCCGCAUCGACACAAUGUACUCUGCGAUGUCAAAGUUUAGGAUCAGCUUCACCAACACCGUGACGGGGCAACCGGCGUCGCUCAGCGUUCAGGGCAAGCUCUGGGUCGGGCUGCAGUGCCAGCUCGUCUUGGACAACGGCCAGGUCGUGGCACACAUCAUCCGCGACAAGACCAAGGCCCUUCUACUUUCCGCAGAGAAGGCUACUUACACCUUGACGGUCGCUCCCGGCGUCGACCUCGCGCUCAUCACCAUUGUCGUCGCCGCGCUCAACCAGAUCGACGAGAGUCGUGCAAUGAACUUUGUCAACGUUGCGGCACAGCAUCUCCCAAUCGGUGAUUGA
Molecule: messenger RNA, 2001 nt
Organism: Vanrija pseudolonga
Lineage: Eukaryota; Fungi; Basidiomycota; Tremellomycetes; Trichosporonales; Trichosporonaceae
Product: Titin
Exons: 5
Coding region: 1-2001 (666 amino acids)
Source: RefSeq, a predicted model, not a curated record